AUAUCUGACGCUAAUUUUAAAGAUUAGAGGUAAUCCCUACUUUUUUAAAAGGUUGGAACCAAGUAUGCUAUUAUCCCAAAAUUUAUUUGGUAAUUGGUAUGAAGAAAGUGAACAGUGGACCCACAUUUCAUUGUCCGAAUCCGCCACUCGGCACUCGCCCUUUGCCUUUGGCCUUUCGCAUCCCAAAAAAUUUUCCGACACCCCUCCACUCCAAUCUCCGAAAUUCCCUGACUUUUCGUCAACUGAAUCUCCGGCCCCAAAAAAGAUGAAGCGCAAGAAAUGGUCAGAACUUGAAGAGCAGACUUUACUAUCAAAAUAUUCCGACCUCCUUAAUUCAGGGACACUAACCAAGCUGAAAACCCGGGAGAAGAAGUUCAAGCCCAUAGCGGACCACGUGAACUCCCUGCACCAUCUACAGGACCCAAUAAGCUACCCCUUCAAGUGGUCCUGGCGUGAUGUUUCGAUUAAAGUGCAGAAUAUGAGGCAUCAGUACUUGGGUGUGAAGCAGAAGAUUAGGAUUUCGAAUAAUGAGUUUAACUGGGGUGAUGGAGAAAUUCAUUGGGAAAAUUUCUUGAAGUAUAAAGAAGUGUUUGGUGACAUUGAGUUAUCUGAUAUUGCUAAUACUAAUAACAAUACUAGGCAAAAAUUUGGGGGUGAGGGUAUUUCUGAUAUUCUUGGUGAGGGGGGUGUGAUGGGAUUGGGGUAUGGGAUAGAUAGUGAAGGGAUGGAGGAUGAUGAAGAGGAAGAUGAAGAAGAAGAGGGUGACGAGGAGGAGAGAGAGCAGAGAGACGAAGAUUUAAGGGGUGAGGAAAGGGCAAAAGAGGAAAAUGACGAUUUAGGCUUUGAAGGAAGGAGGAAGUUGAAGAAGAGGUUUAAGGGGAAGAGAUUAAGUAUGGUGGGUGCUAAAGUUUUGGAAUUGAAGGAUGUGCUUUUGCGGAGGGAAGAUAAACGGAGAGAACGAGAAUGGUGUAAAGAAGAAAGGUUGAUGGAAAAUGAGAAAGCUCAGAAGGAUAGGGGAAUGCAGAGAGAAAAGCGGAUAAAAGAGAGGGAAGAGGAGAUUGAUGAAAAGGAAAUAGAAUUGGAAGAAAGGCAGCUAACGUGGGCGAAAAGGGAACUUGAGAAAAGGCUGAGGUUAGAAAGGGAAUUUGAUGAGGAGAAGAGGAGGCGAAUGAAGCUCGAGGAGAAGUGGGAGGAGGAAGAGGUGGAAUGGAGGGAGAGAAUGGUCGGAAUGCAGAUUGAACACGAGAAACAGAUGAUGCAAAUGCAUGCUGAUGCUUGCCAAAAUCAAUUGCAGAUUCUGGGGGUUAUGGCUCGGCUUGUGUGUCAAUUUUUUGGGUCGGUGAAUGAUGGUUUAGGUGGUGGAUUGGGGCCUUUGCCACCUCAAGUAUUGCAGAAUAUGCAGCAUCCAGGAGGCUUGGGGGAUAAUGGAAAGCCAGAUGCUACCUCACCUUCUGAAUUUUUGUAGCAUGUCGAAGUACUGGAAUUGUUGCAAGUAAAUUCUUCAAAACCCAAGUUCUGUGGCCAGUGGACGUGAUUAACCAAGAGCUUGACAUUGAUCUUUUGGAUGACUCUACAUUUCCUUCCACUUGCAGCAUGUUUGGCUGAGCUCAAAACUUUCUUAAACUUGGCCUAUGUUUGGAGUUCAAAAUGCUUCAGUUGGAGUAGGAAAUAAAUUAAAAGCUUCUGAAUUGGAAGUUCUUCUAUAUCCGUAUAUUGAUCUUCUAACUCACCAGCAACAGCUACAUCAUGCAACCACUUUUUAGUGCAACGAAGUUACUUCUCCAACCCUGUAGAAAUUGAUUUUCUCUUGAAGAGGGGUGUCUGGAUUGAAUGAGCUACUGGUUUCUUAGUGCAACGAAGUUACUUCUCCAACCCUGUGGAAAUUGAUUUUCUCUUGAAGAGGGGUGUCUGGAUUGAAUGAGCUACUGGUUUCUGACAUUUCGGUCGGUUGAAGAGCUAGUUGGAGAAGUAGAAUAAUGGGAGAAAGCUUUUACAAAGCAAAAGCUGCUUUAGAUUACAUCAAAAAUCCUUGUGCGCCAAAUGCCCGAAUCAGACUUUUCUCAUCUAAUAGGAUUAUGCCCUGAAGACAAGAAGGAUGCAACAUGUUUUCACUCAUUUUUCGAUGCCAGAUGAUUUAAGAAAUUUCAAUACUAAGAAUUUUUUAGAUGAUUCCGCGUUGUUAAUUUACUGUUGAUAGAAGUGAAGUAUAUAGAGAUGUAAUUUUCGUCAAAUAAUUAUUUAUCAUUUGU
Messenger RNA from Olea europaea var. sylvestris, 2249 nucleotides. RefSeq lists its product as uncharacterized. The record is from RefSeq and is a predicted model, not a curated record. The transcript is spliced from 2 exons. The coding region runs from base 65 to 1465 and encodes 466 amino acids. Lineage: Eukaryota; Viridiplantae; Streptophyta; Magnoliopsida; Lamiales; Oleaceae.